GAGCUGUCUUACUUCUCCCUGCAGCAAGGUGACAGACCCGUUUGUCACCGUUUCACCGUCGCUCCAGCGUCCUUUGACCCCCCUUCUCUCUCCCCCCAUCUCUCUCUAUGGUGUGCGCCCCUGUUAACUCUCGCGUUGCCGAUUUUAGUGCCGCUCGUGCGCGCGGUUUAGCGUCCCUUGUACUCCAAAAGACCAAAACUCGCGCGCUGCGCGUUCCAGGGCAGGGAAUACAGAUAACCUGCUUGAGGCAGGCUAGGAUUUUUACACCAAAUCGGAUACUCUCUCUUUUUAGUGACAUAGUAUUAACUUACGGCAUUUAUCUAUAACUGCCUACUUGUCUGACUUCGCGAUCACUGGAAUCUGAAAAGAAAUAGGUCCAAAUCUAGCGCUUUCAUCACGUGCUAGUUGCACCGAUGCUCAGAGCUGGCUACUUUGGAUGAAAGCUCAUCACGUAGCAUCAAGCACAGUACCAGUUAUUAAGGCUUGCCAAUAUACGACGUCUGCAGACUGUGCAGGAACUAUCCUCUAACCGGAGAUAUUUGGGAUGCACACUUGAAACUGAAGCUGUCUGAAGUUAACAAGGCAAGAACAGGCAAAAAGAGGGCCAUAAACCAUCAAAGUGAGUAAUGAACCUGUCCGAGUGGCCUCAUGUGCAUCAAGUCCAGAUAAGUGAAUUCUGAUUUCAUCUUGGAGCAAUCCUUUUAAACUGAAGACAGAUGUCUGCAAAUCGAUCUAGGAAUUGAAAAAAAAAGACAUUUUUAUCUUUUCACAUUGUCAUUUGAAAGGUGCACUUUUUCCCUUCAGGGUCACGACAUACAGCCUACAUAAUUUUGAUUCAUCCUUAGAGGAAAAACUCAAAUUUCUACAUAUUUACAAUGGACUAAUGCAGUUCUUUUUUGGUGAAUAUUUACUUCCUGAAUCUGCAUUUAAUUUUAAGAACCAUCUCCAAAUGUAAUUGACAGGAAAAGAAACAGCUGCUGCAAUAGCUGAAGUGAAGGGACAGGUGUGAACAUAGUUUGGUGCAGCAACAGGGCUGUACAGAACUUCUGUAGCCUGAUGAUAUACUGAAUGAAAAACCUAUGAAGGGGAAUUUCCUACAUGAGAGCUGUUAAUGGAGAAGAGGUCGAAUGACAGCCGGGACUGUGGUUAUAACAGGUGGAAUAUUAGCAACUGUUAUUCUACUCUGCAUAAUAGCAGUACUCUGUUACUGUAGGCUUCAGUAUUACUGCUGCAAGAAGGAGGACUCAGAUGAGGAUGAAGAGGAGCCGGACUUUGCAGUACAUUCUCAUCUUCCUUCAUCCCAUUAUAAUCACAAUGUAGUGUCGACCAAUGGGCCAUCCCCUUAUACGUCAUCAUUUUCAAAAAAGCACUCCCAGUCACGAACUGUAUGCCCUAGCUGCACUCACUAUGAUCUGCCCUUCAUUGUUCACCCACCAGAAGAGAUUCGCAAUGGUGGUGAUCGUAUCAGCUAUAAGACUGUCACUCAGGAAGAGUUGGAGCUCCCUGUGAACGUGACAUCUCUUCAGCCAGUGGAUCACAACAGAUUAUCGGCAAUGAGAGAAGCCUUUUCUCGCAGCAGAAGUAUAAGUACUGAUGUGUAAAUUACAGGAAAUUUGGGGGUUUUAUAUGCCUUUAUGGCUUUUAAUAAGAUUACAGUAAAUAAUAAAACAAAAUUGUCACUGUUUUAAAAUGAAUGUAUUUGUAUAUAUCACUAUUAUAUAGAUUCUUAAGAGAAAGGAUGGAUCAUAGGAAGUAACAUUUAACAUUAUUGUUUUCAAUGACUAACCUUUGCUUUUAAUGUUACUUCUUUUUAUAAAGACAUGAAAGAGGAGAUUUUAAUAUUGUGCUUUAUUUUAUAUGAUAGAAAGGAAAUGAAAGCCUGUUGCAUAUAUAGCAGAUGGUUAUUACAAAAUGUUUUUAUUAUUUGUCAUGUGAAGCCAGGAUGAAGGAUAGAUGAAAAUGUCAAAUGAAAAUAUUCUGUAAAUUGUAUUGUUUGCAAAUGGCCAGUCUUUGUGCUGCUAUAUUUAGGCUAAUCUAAAUUUUCUGAGAGUAAUUCAUAUUUAAAAAAUACAGAUUUAUAGAUGCAGCACUCCUUGUAGACAAAGCAAAUUGCUUUCAAACCACUGCAGGCUAGAAAGAAAAUGUCACUUUGAAGGAAAGAUUAAUUAUAAUACAACACACAAUAAAAGUUCUACAUUUCUAAGGAACCCAUAUUUAAUAUUAAACAAUAUGCGUGAAGAUUAUUUUGACAUAAGUGACAUUUCUGAAGUGUAGCACUUAAAAUUCCAAAAUGUUUCUUUUUUUGGUGGAGGGUGAAUUAUUUUCCUCUCAAUCUGUUAAUGAUAUUGCAAUAGGUAACUAUUUAUAAAUCAUAAUAUUUACUGGAAGACGAUACGUUACUUGUAAAACAUCUGUACAGUCAAUGUUUGAAACUUGAUUAAAGCUGCUUCUUUUAUUUUUCAAUGCUUACUUUUUAGAAUAAAAUAAUUAAAUCUACUGGUUAGUGGUUCAAACUGUCACUUUUACUGCUGUACGGUUCUGUUAACAGAGAUUUCAUAAUGGUUUAACAGAUGAUGGUAGGAUAACAGUUUUCCUGCACUGUAUAGCAGAUACUUCAGACUUGUAUUCUAGAACCCUACAAUUUCUGCCUUAUGUGACUUUUUCAUGGCAACUUGGGACAGUGGAAGACUUAAGUACAAUACAAAGAUCCUCCUGACUCCAAGAUCACUUUUGGUAAUAUGUUUAGAUAUACAAUUUUCUGAAAAGAAAGGCAGUAUUUCAUCCCCUUAAACAAUUAUUUCAGUCACAAUUAGGAAUAAAAUUGUUCCAGUAUGCUGAUUCUAUAUAAAUCCCAUUAUUAAAAUGAAAAAUAAUAACAUAGUUAUCCAAACUCAUUUAGUCUGAUUAUCAGACUAAAGCACUAUAUAUGAAAAUUGAGAAAAUAAAGCCAUACAUGCUGAAUCUGAAAAAAAAAAACAUCCACAGUAUGCGUUUUACUAAAAUAAGCUUUUUUUUCUGUAGUACUGCCAUGUUAGUAAUGUUAUUAUUUAUUAGCUGUUUCUUCUUUUUUGCAAAAAAGUAGUCCACUAGAAACAGAAGAAUGCACAGAUUCCCUUUCCAGUGUAAGAUAUUUUUAAAUAAAAUAAGGACUACAUUGCUAAUCAUGCUGUUAUACUAGGUACAAUAACAGUGGAAAUGUGGAUGGUGCUGAGGGAGUGAAAUAGAAUUAAGCUGAUAAAUAAGGUAUCUAGUUAUAAGUUAUCUGUUUUAUAUACAACUGGAUUUUUGAUACUGUAUUAUCACAGUUAGUGAGGCUGUAACCAAGCAGGCAGUCUUAUCAUUAAUAAUAGCUCAAGCUUGUGUUUUGUUAGGUAAGCUAAUUUGUCAUGAAUUUAACACUUUUUUUCUGCUUACACCACAAAAGUGGGAGUGUUCCUGAUUUAUUGUGGAAUGUCAUCAAAUAAUGUAAUAAAACUUUCUGAGAUUCUCCCAGCCACUGGUUUGUAUGUACAAGUUUGGUAUAGAUGAAUACAGUUGUUACUUAUUAUAGGUCAUUCAUUUUCAGUUUUACGAGAAACUCGUAACCUUCUAUAACUGGAACUGCCUGCCCACUGUAACACAUAUAUACUCUAUAUUCUCAGUAUUUGUCAUUUUUUACCAAAUGAAUAAAUAUGUCAGACUUGAA
Protopterus annectens (West African lungfish) is the source of this 3685-nucleotide messenger RNA. RefSeq names its product family with sequence similarity 163 member B (gene FAM163B). Lineage: Eukaryota; Metazoa; Chordata; Ceratodontiformes; Protopteridae. The record is from RefSeq and is a predicted model, not a curated record. The coding region runs from base 1128 to 1601 and encodes 157 amino acids. The transcript is spliced from 9 exons.